AUGGACGCUUUGGUGAGACCUACCGAGCAUAACAACGGAUUCCAGAUGGUUGAGCUCCACAUCGGUCGAUUGCUACCACCAGAUGCAACCAACGCACACGCCAUUCUGCUUCUAUUCGAUGACGAAUCACCAGCGACCUUAAAAAGAAUUAUAGAAUACACUUUCGAUCCCGAUCUCGGACAAAGAUUAAAAAACUCGAUGCAUGCAUUGCGAUAUCUCGAAUGUUCAGCCAAGCAAAUGAACGGAGUCAAAUAUGUGUUCCUCGAGACUCUGGCGGCGCUAAAACUCAAACCCGAAAAGGAAACAGAAGAUCCCGAAUUCAUGUCUUUGACACCGAUGGAGGGUGUUGCCUGCAGUUUUGAGUCGAAUUGGAAGCUCUGGUCCACUGCUAAACCAAGUUAUGAUAAACGCUCGGGAGUGCCUGACGAAUCCGGCUGCCUUUCAAGUAGAAUC
Messenger RNA from Ostertagia ostertagi, 453 nucleotides. NCBI's taxonomy places the organism in Eukaryota, Metazoa, Nematoda, Chromadorea, Rhabditida, Trichostrongylidae. The record is from the annotation of a GenBank genome assembly.